Seriola aureovittata is the source of this 2992-nucleotide messenger RNA. It is a transcript of the gene abcb6b, whose product is annotated as ATP-binding cassette, sub-family B (MDR/TAP), member 6b. Gene Ontology annotation, cellular component: membrane. Gene Ontology annotation, molecular function: heme binding; ATP hydrolysis activity; ABC-type heme transporter activity. The record is from RefSeq and is a predicted model, not a curated record. The transcript is spliced from 19 exons. Gene Ontology annotation, biological process: heme transport; transmembrane transport. The coding region runs from base 1 to 1968 and encodes 655 amino acids. NCBI's taxonomy places the organism in Eukaryota, Metazoa, Chordata, Actinopteri, Carangiformes, Carangidae.
AUGAAUCAGAUGGAAGACGUCGGAGUACAGAGUGGACGAGGAGGAAAAGGAGAAGUUGUAAAUGUGGAGUCUUCCUCUUACUUCCUCUCUCUCCAUCCUCAGAUCCAGCACUCCUCCUCUCCCUCCCCCUCUUCUUUCCCGUCUGCCUGGCGAGGCUUUGGGAGGAAGGUGACAUUGCUGCUGCCAUACGUCUGGCCCAAAGGCACUACAGCGCUGCAGGGAGUCGUGCUGCUGUGUGUGGGCCUGCUGACAGCAGAGCGGCUGGUCAAUGUGCUGGUGCCUGUUUACUCCAAGAACAUCGUGAAUGAGCUUUCUACAGGAGGUGGCUGGACUUCGCUGAUUGCCACAGUCUGCGUCUACACACUGCUGAAGUUCCUUCAAGGAGGAGGGGCAGGUACGUCUGGUUUCAUCAGCAACCUUCGUCAGUUUCUGUGGAUCAGAGUUCAGCAGUUCACCAGCAGAGGCGUUCAGGUGCGUUUGUUUUCCCACCUGCAUGGUUUGUCUCUGCGCUGGCACCUGGAGAGACGCACCGGAGACGUGCUGAGGAGCGUCGACCGAGGCACCUCCUCCAUCAACAACCUGCUGAGCUACAUCCUGUUCAGUAUCCUCCCUACCAUCUGUGACAUCAUCAUUGCCAUCAUCUACUUCGUCUCCUACUUCAGUGUCUGGUUUGGACUCAUAGUCUUCACCUGCAUGGUGCUCUACCUCACCUGCACCAUCCUGAUCACAGAGUGGAGAACCAAAUACAGGAGAGAGAUGAACAAUCAGGACAACAACGCCAAGUCCAGAGCUGUAGACUCGCUGCUCAACUUUGAGACGGUAAAAUAUUACAAUGCUGAGGAUUAUGAGGUCCGCUGCUUUGAGGAAGCCAUUCUGAAAUAUCAACAGUGUGAGUGGAAGAGCUCAGCAUCGCUCGCUCUGCUGAAUCAAACCCAGAACAUCAUCAUAGGAUCAGGACUGCUGGUUGGAUCUCUGCUCUGUGCCUACCUGGUCUCUGUAGGACAAUUCCAGGUUGGAGAUUAUGUUCUGUUUGGAACCUACAUCAUCCAGCUGUACACCCCUCUGAACUGGUUUGGUACCUACUACAGGCUGAUUCAGAGUGCAUUUGUUGACAUGGAGAACAUGUUGGCACUGUUGACGGAGCAGCAAGAGGUUCAGGAUGCUGAGGAUGCACAGGACUUGCAGCUCACAGCAGGUCAGGUGGAGUUUGACAGAGUCUGUUUCAGCUACGUACCUGGCACUGAGGUUCUCAGAGAUGUGACUUUCACAGUGGAGGCAGGACAAACAGUCGCCCUGGUUGGUCCAUCAGGAUCAGGGAAAAGCUCCAUCCUGCGUCUCUUGUUCAGAUUCUACGACCCUCAGUGUGGCUGCAUCCGCAUAGACGGGCAGGAUAUCUCCAAGGUGCGUCAGUCCUCUCUAAGGUCGUACAUCGGCGUGGUUCCCCAGGAUACCGUUCUUUUCAACGACACCAUCGGCAACAACAUCCGCUACAGCCGAGUCGCAGCCACCAACCAGGAGGUGGAGAGAGCUGCCAUGGCUGCUGACAUACACACAAGGAUACUGGAGCUUCCUCAGGGUUAUGACACAGAGGUGGGGGAACGAGGGCUGAAGCUCAGUGGCGGGGAGAAGCAGAGAGUGGCGAUAGCUCGAACCAUCCUGAAAGAACCUGAGAUCAUUCUGCUGGAUGAGGCCACUUCUUCACUGGACACCCAAACUGAGAGGAACAUCCAGGCUUCACUGGCCAAGGUCUGCACCAACAGGACGACUAUAGUGGUCGCACACAGGUUGUCCACUAUCGUCGAGGCGGACCAGAUCCUGGUGGUUCACAAUGGACAGAUCGCAGAGAGAGGAAGACACGAGGAGCUGCUGGUCCAGGGAGGUCUGUAUGCGGCCAUGUGGAUGAAACAGCAGAAAACUCUCGACACACCAACAGAAACACAGAGCAACAAUCAGACUCAAGAAACUUGAGUAUGAAUAUUUUUUUGAUCCAGUACCCACCACAUACUCUUUUGUCAUAUCUGUUGUAUCUGCAGCCCUGACUGAAGUAAAGUCCGGAGAAACUGAAACUCUGCAGCUGGUUAUAAAAUCACAUUGACACUGGUGUCGUCAUUCAUACACUGAGGCUGAAACGCAGUAGGAAGUGUUAGCAACAUAACAGAACCUUAACCCCACCUGUCCCUCCCAGAGCAGGAUUUUCCAUUAGAAUUAAUGAUGCAUCACUUCUAUUACAAUGUAUUUAGUAUUAGGCAGUCUCUAACUUUAGUUGCUUAACCAUAAUUAGCUAAGACACACACACACACACACACACACACACACACACACACACACACACACACACAGAUGAGCAACAUGGUCAGGUAGGAUGAAGAACAAAGCAGCUAUUACUUUCACUGACUCCAGGUGGGAGCAUGAAUAUGCCUUUAUCUGCAGGUUUAAACUGCUGCUGCUGUAACUUUCCUUUCCUAUAGGUGGCGCAGGUUGACAUGUGUAGAACUGGUGUGACAAUAUCCAAGUGCAAUUUACAGCUAAUGCCAAAGGACACGGAUAAUUGUGAAGCUGUAGGAAACAUUAAUGUUAGCCAGCUAACAACCGUAUGGUAGAAAUGCUGUAAUGAACAUUGGGAAGAAUUUACUAAAUGUCAAGGUGAAAGUUCCUCUGCAGCAGAAGCUGCUGGCAGUGACCAGACAGUCUGUGAAGAUUUAACCCCAGUCAUUAAAAACUGAGGCGAUUAUGUUACUGUGAUUGUUUUGGUGAAAACAUCCUGGAUGGGCUGAAAGUGCCGGUGUCAGAGGUGACUGUUUAGAGUAAAACUAUAUCGGCAGCCUGAGGCCCAGAGAGAGAGAGAGAGAGAAAGAGAGAGAGAGAGAGAGACAGAUGGAGAGAAUGUUUCAGAGAGAACUGCAUCUGGUUACAAAUAAAAACCGGAAACAACAGCUGUGUCAUGGCUUUUCUCUAUAAAAGACACGGUGAUACACAGCAGAAUCCAGCUGUA